Messenger RNA from Penicillium egyptiacum, 1056 nucleotides. The record is from the annotation of a GenBank genome assembly. Lineage: Eukaryota; Fungi; Ascomycota; Eurotiomycetes; Eurotiales; Aspergillaceae.
AUGGCAUCUUUACCACUUCCCCGCGUGGAGUCCCUUUUGGAUUAUACUUCAUUUCAGCUCACCGUUCUCCCCUACUUGGCCCAGUUACAAUGGCUGCCCGACAGCUUGCGCGAAGCUGGUAGCGAUGUGUAUAGCUUGCGAGCUGUCUAUCUAGCUACCAACCCCCUGGUCUCUGCACUUGCUUUCUGUGGAGUUCUGGCUGGUCUGCUUUUCAUCGCAGCCGAGAUCAACCGGAACUAUUCACAAAUAGACCGGUUUUGGAGCAUUCUCCCCGCGCUGUAUAACGUGCAUUUCGCCCUCUGGGCUCGUUUGUCCGGAAUCCAGACCCAGACUUUGGAUACAAUCGCUGUCAUCACUGUUCUCUGGAGUGUUCGCUUGACUUUCAACUACUGGCGCAAAGGAGGAUACUCGAUUGGCUCGGAAGACUACCGCUGGGAGGUCGUGCGCGCUAAAGUGAACAAUAGCUUUGUUUUCAUGAUCUUUAACCUCGGAUUCAUUUCAGUGGCUCAGUCGCUGUUGCUCCUUCUCAUCACCACUCCGACAUACGUUUUUGUUGUCGCCGCAUACAACCAGGGACCCGAGACCUUUGGCCUUCCUGACCUUGCCUUCUCCCGUGCUGCAUUUUUCUUCAUCAUUAUUGAAUUCUUCGCCGACGGGCAGCAGUGGAAGUUCCAGUCUGCUAAGAAGGAGUACCAAACCAACGCGCGUAUUCCCGAGCCCUACAAGGACCAGUUCUCCGCUGAGGAUCUUGAGCGGGGCUUUGUUGUCAGCGGCCUCUGGUCUUGGUCGCGACACCCCAACUUCGUCGCUGAGCAGGCAUUUUGGUUGACCAUGUAUCUGUGGUCCUGCUACCGCACCGAGACUUACUUCAACUGGACCGGUCUGGGUGCUUUGGGAACUCUUGCUAUCUUCCAGGGAAGCGUACGUCUAACUGAGGCUAUUAGCGCUGGCAACUACCCCGAGUACAGUGACUACCAGGCCCGCGUUGGCAGGUUUGUCCCUCGCCUGUCUGUCAAGGCGAGGAAGACCAAGAAGGCCAGCAAGAAGAGCGCUUAA